AUGUACAAAGGGAAAAGAAAGUACAUUGAAAUUUGGCAGAAAGUUGAAAUUGCUGAAUUUUACAUUCAACACCAAAAUGAGAUGAGCAUGAGAGAUGUUGCUGCAAAGUUUCAUGUCAACUCCUUUAGCUCGAUUUCCGAAUGGGUGAAUAAGCUUGAUGAGUUGAAGAAAUCAGUAAAAUCUGAUAAAAAAUUAAAAUUAGAAAGCUUCACUCAAUUUCCAGAGCUAGAGAAAGAACUAGUUCAUUGGUUUACUGCAAUCCGUGAGCAAGGUAUUCAGGUUCUCAGAUCAACGAUUGAGGAGAAAGCAAAAAGUUUGGCGGCAGAAAUGGGAUUGGCGCGAUUCGGCUGUGGAGAUAAAUGGUGGCAAGGAUUUAGGACCAGAAAUAAUUUAUCUUUCAGAAAAAUCAAUGCCUCAAGCAUUAAGCCAAUCGAAAAAGAGGCAGAACUUGUCAGGCAAUACCUAGAUGAUUUAGCGUCAUUGCUUCCUCAAUUCGUUCCAUCUAACAUUUACAAUUUCGAUGAAACGAGAUUUGAUUGAGAUGUAAAAAGCAAGUUCACUUAUGAUUUCAAGGGAACUCAACGAAUUCUAGGCGUUCAAUCAGCUAAAAUGAACCAUUUUAUCACUGUUAUGCUUAUGAUUAGAGCUGAUGGAGAAAAAAUGCCUGCUUUGCUCAUUUUUCAAGAGAAAAAUGGCCAGAUCCCGAACCUUGUAAGAGAAAGACUGAAUAUUCCAGAAAAUGUCAUCAUAAAAUCAAAUAAAUCUGGCUACAUUUCUGACCAGAUUCUUAAUGACUACCUCAGAACAAUAUUGAGACGAGAAAACCAACUGCUGAUUUAUGAUCAGGCUGGAAGUCAUAAAACUAUCAUGAUUUCUAAUGCAAUUUCAGAUUUAGAUGCAACCAAAAUUGUGAUCCCUGGAGGGUGCACAAAGUAUUUGCAACCACUUGACGCACUGGUAAUUGCAAAUUUCAAAUCAAAACAACAGAUUUCAGAAUCAAAUUCCAAACAGAGCAGAUUGAAAGAAGAUCGAAAAGAACUGGAAACCUCAAAGCUCUUGAUCGCCAGCAACUGAUAA
Blepharisma stoltei is the source of this 1077-nucleotide messenger RNA. Lineage: Eukaryota; Ciliophora; Heterotrichea; Heterotrichida; Blepharismidae. The record is from the annotation of a GenBank genome assembly.